AUGGUCAAAACUACUACGGAGAAGAAACUUCCAACUGUGCCUGAAACAAUACUCAAACGAAGAAAGCUUCGGGCCGAUCGGGUAGCCAAGGCACAAGUUAAAAAAGCAAAGGCUGCUAAGCUAGCAAAGCGAAAAGAGCAUGAUAUUUUCAAACGUGCUGAAACAUAUGUGAGGAAGCACAGGUUUCGUGUACGGGAAGAAUUGCGAUUAAAGCGUGAAGCUAGAAAAGCAGGUAACUUUUAUGUUCCUGAUGAACCACGUCUUGGGUUCGUGAUCCGAAUUCGCGGUGUUAACCAGAUGCAUCCACGUCCGCGCAAAGUUCUCCAACUUCUGCGUCUACGCCAAAUAAACAAUGGAAUAUUUAUAAAACUAAACAAGGCCACUCUCCAAAUGUUGCGAAUCGUGGAACCAUACGUCGCUUGGGGAUAUCCAAGCCUUAGAACUGUUCAUGACUUAGUAUACAAGCGUGGUUACGCCAAAGUAAAUGGUCGUCGUGUCCCUAUAACGGAUAAUUCCAUAAUCGAAAAUUCGUUAGGGAAACUGAAUAUAAUAUGUAUGGAAGAUCUUGUUCACCAUAUCUACAAUGUGGGUAGUAAUUUCAAACAGGCAACGAAUUUUUUGUGGCCUUUCAAACUUAAUAAUCCAACAGGAGGGUGGACAAAGAAAACAAAUCAUUUUGUUGAAGGCGGUGAUUUCGGCAAUCGUGAAGAUCAAAUAAACGCUUUGCUGAAAAAGAUGAUUUGA
Molecule: messenger RNA, 744 nt
Organism: Thelazia callipaeda (thelaziosis nematode)
Lineage: Eukaryota; Metazoa; Nematoda; Chromadorea; Rhabditida; Thelaziidae
Source: the annotation of a GenBank genome assembly